AAGAGGAGGGUCCCAGCUCUUCCUCAGGCCCCUGGGGCUUCCUUAAGUAGCUGAGCAGGAGCUGAAACACAGAAUCCCAAGCUCCACGCGUGCACCCAAGAUGAUGUCCUAUGGAGAAAGGCUGGGGGGCCCAGCUGUCUCCCCACACCGAGUCCGAGGCGGACACGUGAUACAUGGGACAGCCUUUGCCUAUGUGCCCAGCCCUCAGGUCCUGCAUAGGAUCCCAGGGACCUCCGCCUACGCCUUCCCCAGCCUGGGCCCUGUGGCCCUUCCUGAGCAUGGCUGCCCCUACGGAGAGGUUCUGGAGUGCCAUGACCCCCUGCCUGCCAAGCUGGCCCUGGAGGAGGACCAAAAGCCAGAGCUGGGCCUGGUCCAGAAGCUGCGCCAGGUUGGCAUGACAUUCCUCAAGGUGCCACUGAUGCUCGCCUUUUUGUACCUCUUCGUCUGCUCCUUGGACGUGCUCAGCUCUGCCUUCCAACUGGCUGGAGGGAAGGUGGCUGGUGACAUCUUCAAGGACAACGCUAUCCUGUCCAACCCAGUAGCGGGGCUGGUGGUAGGGAUCCUGGUGACGGUGCUGGUGCAGAGCUCCAGCACCUCCACGUCCAUCAUUGUCAGCAUGGUCUCUUCUGGCUUGCUGGAAGUGAGCUCUGCUAUCCCCAUCAUCAUGGGCUCCAACAUCGGCACCUCUGUCACCAAUACCAUUGUGGCAUUGAUGCAGGCGGGGGAUCGGACUGACUUCAGGCGGGCCUUUGCAGGGGCCACAGUGCAUGAUUGCUUUAACUGGCUGUCAGUUCUGGUCCUGCUGCCCCUGGAGGCUGCCACUGGGUACCUGCACCAUGUUACUGGGCUGGUGGUUGCCUCUUUCAACAUUCAUGGCGGCCGCGAUGCCCCUGAUCUGCUCAAGAUCAUCACAGAGCCCUUUACCAAGCUCAUCAUCCAGUUGGACAAGUCUGUGAUUACCAGCAUUGCCACUGGUGACGAGUCCCUGAGAAACCACAGUCUCAUCCGGAUCUGGUGCCACCCAGACCCCAUGGGGGUUCCGACCCUUAUGCCCAGGGCAGAGGCGAACAUCAGCAGGAUGCCUGGAAAUGCCUCCAUGGAGAAAUGCAACCACAUCUUCGUGGACACAUGGCUGCCUGACUUGGCUGUGGGGCUCAUUCUGCUGGCCAGCUCCCUGAUGGUCCUGUGCACUUGCCUCAUCCUCCUUGUCAAGAUGCUCAAUUCUCUGCUUAAGGGCCAGGUGGCUAAGGUCAUUCAGAAGGUUAUCAACACUGACUUCCCCGCCCCCUUCACCUGGGCCACAGGCUACUUUGCCAUGGUGGUGGGCGCCGGCAUGACCUUCAUUGUCCAGAGCAGUUCUGUGUUCACUUCAGCCAUCACCCCACUUAUUGGCCUGGGUGUGAUCAGCAUCGAGCGGGCCUACCCCCUCACACUGGGCUCCAACAUCGGCACUACCACCACCGCCAUCUUGGCCGCACUGGCCAGUCCCAGGGAGAAGCUGUCUAGUGCUGUCCAGAUUGCCCUCUGCCAUUUCUUCUUCAACAUCUCGGGCAUCCUGCUGUGGUACCCGGUGCCCUGCACACGCCUGCCUAUCCGCAUGGCCAAGGCGCUGGGUAAACGCACUGCUAAAUACCGCUGGUUUGCUGUCCUCUACCUCCUCCUGUGCUUCCUGCUGCUGCCCUCGCUGGUGUUUGGCAUCUCCAUGGCAGGCUGGCAGGCCAUGGUGGGUGUGGGCACACCAUUUGGGGCUCUGCUGGCCUUUGUGGUGCUCAUCAGUGUCCUGCAGAAUCGCAGCCCCAGACACCUGCCCAAGUGGCUGCAGACAUGGGACUUCCUGCCCCGCUGGAUGCACUCCCUGCAGCCUCUGGACCGCCUCAUCACACGUGCCACUUUGUGCUGUGCCAGGCCCGAGCCUCGCUCCCCACCGCUGCCUGCCAGGGUCUUCCUGGAGGAGAUGCCCCCUGCCACACCCUCCCCCCACCUGGCACUGCCUGCUCGACACAAUGCCACCCGCCUCUAGCCUGCAGCCCAAAACUACCCCAGGGGCCGGGGAAGGGCCUGUGCUUGGUGCCACUGUAGAAGGGCAAAGUGGUGUGUCUGUGCACUCUGGGCAUGGGCCUGUCCUUGUGCAGCUCUUCAGAGGUCUGAGCUUGUGUGACUGAGAGUCAGUGUGUAUGCGUGUGUGGGCGUGUUCAAGUGAGACUGUGUGUCAUCUUGCAUGUGUGUACUAAAGCACCUGUGGGGGGCUGUGUGCAGGCUAUGGGGCACCUGGUGAAAUUUUUGAGUCCUUUGCCCACAAGAAGAUCUAGUUCAGAGGCCUGUGUUUGGUUUUCCUGUACACGCAAGUCCAACUCGGUGCAGCAGGAGUAAGGGUGUGUCUGAGGACAUGACUUGCAGCUGUUUGCUUGUGCAUAGAUGUGGGUGCCUGAGUCACUGGCUGAGUUCUCACCCCUCCCUGUCACCUUCCUUCCUCCAUGAUACCAUCCUGCUCAUCCUCACCCAGUUGUUCUGCAGCACCGCUACAACUCCCUUUCCCAAUACUUCGUGAUGAAAAAGGAAUUAAAUUCUCAUUUGCAUUUAAAAA
This is a messenger RNA of Nyctereutes procyonoides (raccoon dog), 2584 nucleotides long. It is a transcript of the gene SLC34A1, whose product is annotated as solute carrier family 34 member 1. The coding region runs from base 101 to 2020 and encodes 639 amino acids. The record is from RefSeq and is a predicted model, not a curated record. NCBI's taxonomy places the organism in Eukaryota, Metazoa, Chordata, Mammalia, Carnivora, Canidae. Gene Ontology annotation, molecular function: sodium:phosphate symporter activity. Gene Ontology annotation, cellular component: brush border; apical plasma membrane; vesicle. Gene Ontology annotation, biological process: sodium-dependent phosphate transport; intracellular phosphate ion homeostasis. The transcript is spliced from 13 exons.